Molecule: messenger RNA, 922 nt
Organism: Lotus japonicus
Lineage: Eukaryota; Viridiplantae; Streptophyta; Magnoliopsida; Fabales; Fabaceae
Exons: 4
Coding region: 120-518 (132 amino acids)
Source: RefSeq, a predicted model, not a curated record
GUGGUUCAAUCCAGGUGAGAGACAGACAACGUUGGUAGUUGGAACUUGGGACCCAACAAGUAACAACGUUGUUAUUAGGAAAGGAAAACAGGAGAAAGAAGAAUCAGAUCAAGAAAGGAAUGGUGGGAGUUAAGAGAAGUUCAAUCUUACUCACUCUCGCUUUCCUAAUGUUUAUGGGUAUUGCCGUCUAUUUCAGGCUUUGGGCCAUUGACUACAACAUGUCUUCUGAUGACACUGAGCUCAUAAGGCGACAGUUUGAUCUUGCCAACAGGGAGGCAAUGGAUGAAUCUGCUGAGUGGAGGCUAAAGUAUGAUGAGGAGGUAAAUAGGGCAAACAAGUGCUUAAAGGAACUUCGAGCGUUUCAGGAGUCCUCUAAAAAAGCAGAGGAUGCUUCUGGUAUUAACCAUAAAUUGGCUAUACUGCAAAAGGAGAAUGCUAUCUUGCUUGAAAGGGUGGAAACAUUAAAACGAGAGGUUGAAGAUGAAAAGUCGAAGUGCAAUUCACGAUACAUGAACUAAUCAUGAAAGCGUUGACACCAAGUGGAUUUUUUGCCAUCCUUAAGUGAUUUAUCUCUUCUGAGCACAAAUGACGCAGAUAUUCACAGCAUGCAACUAGUUCUCAACCAUGGAAGAAUUUUCACUGCAUGAUUCAUGGUCUCAAAUUUUCAACUUAACUACACCGGCAUUUCAGGGAGAUUGAUAACUCACACUAAUCACCCCCUGCCCCAACACACAUUUUUUCUUUGUAGGUACAUUUCCCUUUGUACUUUAUUAUAGACCAAUGAUGCAUGAUUUUUGAUAGUUUACUUUCUUUGAAGAACAGGUUUCUUUUGUAAUUUGUAUACCUCGAUUGUAUUUUGGGCUAGUAUCUUACUGAUCCAGUUUUUCGUUGGUAAUAGAUAUGCACUUUCCUGAUUCACUAA